This is a messenger RNA of Nicotiana tabacum (common tobacco), 1166 nucleotides long. The record is from RefSeq and is a predicted model, not a curated record. Lineage: Eukaryota; Viridiplantae; Streptophyta; Magnoliopsida; Solanales; Solanaceae.
GGUCGUCGAACAAAUUCAGUGGACUGUCGAACAAAUUUAGUACAACAAUCCAAUUCAAUCCUCCUUACCCACAAGCUGUUGAGUUGAAGUCAUGGGCCAAAACAAUUGAACCAAUGCUUAAUGCAUACAAGGUAAAGAGUACAUCUUCCACAGGCUAUGUUAUGGUGGUGCCCUUUGAGGAUGAAAUCAUAGCUAUUUCCAAUAUCCAAGCGCAACCUCAAGGACAAGUAUUUUAUGUUGAGGCUGAACUUUCUCUGCCAAAUGAGAAUCAACGCUUUUGUGUGUUAUCUUGUUCUGACUGUAAGCAAUUGUUCACGAGAUCUUUCUCUUGGAGGACAAUUUAUUGUACAAAUUGUCAACGAUCCACUCAUCUAAUUCCAAGAUGUCAAUUUGAAGUCACUGUUAGAGAUAAUAGUAGUUUUGCAACAGCCAUUAUUUCUGACAAACAUGCCGAGAAAAUGUUAAGCCUCAGCUCAGAAGAAAUUUAUGACAUCUACCAUGUCAAGAGACAAAUUUUACCUCUUGCAGAUGUGCAGAAACAGUUGAGUGGAAAGAUAUUCAAAAUUCAAAUGAAAAAAUUAUUUACAAAAUAUCAUGAUACAGUGCAAAAGUUGUCUAUUUUAUCUUACAUGAACAAAGACAAUGAGAUCCACCAAGAGUUCCCGCCAACCAUGAUGGAUGUUGCCGAGGGGAGAAAAAGCAAAAUUGAACAUCUUAGCUUGGAGGGAAGAGAAUCUCAAGAGACAACUAACAAAGACGAUGCUUUCCACUACAAGCGGGGCUUGGAAAUAAAGACUCCUCUUUUGAAAAAGUAAUUGUAAGUUGAAGCCACAUUUUCCUACUGUUUUGGGAUGCAUUUGAAGGCAUUUUGCUGCUAUUUUUGGAUGCGGUUAAAGCCACAGCGAUGUUGCUGCUUUCUACUUGUGGUUAAAGCAAAUCUUUUGCUGGUGUAAUAUUAGAUGUCAGUACUUUUGUUGCACUACAAUGAAGAACAAUUACUGUAUGGAGAAAGAAUCACCUUUUGUGUAUAGAUACUCAUGGAUGUAAAAAUUAUGCUACUUUUGAAGUAAAAUGCAUCUCUUUUGGUCGAUAUGUAAUACCUAUAUGUAUAUAUUUAGUAUUCUCAUGGAUGUGAAUAUUGUGUCACUUUCUAAUUUCUGUCUCAA